AUUAGAUGCUACAUAAUCACUAUUAGAGAAUGAAUAAUCAGUAUUGUAAGUCAAUAGUGAUUAUUGCCUUUCCAAUAGUUCAUUUCUGUAAGGGCCGACUGCAUUUGACGUCAUCUGUAAUAGAUUGGCGCCGGCAGAUCCGUACACAGUAAGUUUUGAUACCUUAAUCGUCAGUCUGUCUUAAUUUUACGCUCCAGAGCCACUAAAGAUAGCCAAAAAUUUUCGUUUUUACCAACGUAAACAACAAGAAAACGAAAACAUUAAAAACUACAGUCGCUCUACACAAAUUAAGUGUCCAUUGUAAGUCUGGCUGAAUUUUACGCUCCAGAGCCACUAAAGAUAGCCGAAAAUUUUCGUUUUUACCAACGUAAACAACAAGAAAACGAAAACAUUAAAAACUACAGUCGCUCUACACAAAUUAAGUGUCCAUUGUAAUUUUGGAAAUUAUCUCAAAACCGCUUUACGAAACCAGUUCGUUUUCGGGUUGGCGAGCCGGCGAGCUCAGUUCUGAUUGUUGGAGAUGAGGGAUCUCACAUUUGAUAAAGCUGUGCAGGUGGCUACAGCCAUGGAAUUAUCCGAGAAGGAUACGCAGCAACUUCAAUCCGGAUCAACAGCGGUGGUCAAUUACAUGGGCGUUAAGAAAAAGAAGCCACAGAAGAAAGUUUCUUCCAAGAAGAAGCCGUUUACAAAAGUUACAAAACCAGGAACCAAUGCAGUGCAAUCUAAUACAAGUAAAGGUCGUGAGAACACAAUUUCUAAUGUAUUGUGUUUCAGAUGCGGAGGUAAACAUUUAGCGAAUAAAUGUACCUUAGAUAGGAACAUCAAAAAAUGUAAUAAAUGCGGCACGCCAGGCCACUUACAAAAGAUGUGCAUGGGAGCGAAGCGAGCGACCAUGAACCAAGUCGAGGAAGUAUUUCUGCUAGAGCACAACGAUUAUCGAGAUAAAUUUUUCGAGACUCUUAUAGUAGACGGCAUACCUUUGCGUUUUGAGGUAGAUAGCGGUGCCGCACUUACGAUAAUACAAAAUAGACAAAUACGGGUUACAUAAAACUUCAGAAAAGAUCCAGGCCAGUGAUCAAAUGCCGAGACCGAAAAAUGUUACAGAAGUACGUUCUUUCCUAGGUAUAGUAAAUUAUUACGGACAUUUUAUUAAGAAUUUAAGUUCAAUUUUAGCACCUUUACAUAAAUUAUUACAGAAAGAGGCUCGUUUUAAUUGGAACAAUAAUUGUGAGCAGUUUCUUUCGAAAAAGCAAAAGAGCAUUUUAAAAGUGAUACGGUACUCGCGCAUUUUUACCCCAAGCUUUCAUUGAUCCUGGCUACGGAUGCUAGUCCUUACGGUGUAGGCGCUGUUCUAUCACACCGUUACCCGGAUGGUACAGAGCGAGUUUUGCAGUACGCGUCGCAAUCACUGUCAAAUACGCAACAACGUUAUACACAGAUUCAAUACACAGAACCAAUACAGAAUAACCUGGAAAACGUGGAAAAUAACAUUCCGCAGGAAGAAGAAGGAAUUCCUGAGCAGGAACCAGGAACAUUUCAACCAGCUCAAGAAGUUAGAACUCGACGAGAGUUGCCAGCAAGAGAAAGAAAACCACCCUCUAGAUUUGCUGAUUUUUAUAUGAACUUCUUUAGAAAGUAAUUUUUGUUAUACGAGGGGGAAAGAUGUUAUAUAAUUCAUGGUUUUGUAAUUCGCGCCUAAAACAAGUUACUUUUGGUAGAGAAGGCA
Molecule: messenger RNA, 1726 nt
Organism: Solenopsis invicta (red fire ant)
Lineage: Eukaryota; Metazoa; Arthropoda; Insecta; Hymenoptera; Formicidae
Exons: 2
Coding region: 521-1048 (175 amino acids)
Molecular function (GO): zinc ion binding; nucleic acid binding
Source: RefSeq, a predicted model, not a curated record